AUGAUGACAAAUAUUUCGCAUAGGUCUAGUUCAUAUUCAAACCCACCAAAAUUGACUCUAUAUACAAAAAAUGUAUGUCCACUGUGCGAUGUUGUCAAAGAUGAAUUAAAAUCUAAAUUUAGUGGACGUUACCAACUUGAAUUAGUAGAUAUAAUGGCUCCUGGAAAUGAACAUUUAAAGAAAUUAUAUAAGUAUGAUAUACCAGUAUUAUUUGUAGAAGGACAAUAUCUUUGUAAACACCGGCUAGAUGCUGAUUUAUUAGAAAGAAGGUUGGCAGAUUUAGCAUGA
Phymastichus coffea is the source of this 288-nucleotide messenger RNA. Its product is annotated as glutaredoxin-like protein C5orf63 homolog. The transcript has a single exon. The record is from RefSeq and is a predicted model, not a curated record. The coding region runs from base 1 to 288 and encodes 95 amino acids. NCBI's taxonomy places the organism in Eukaryota, Metazoa, Arthropoda, Insecta, Hymenoptera, Eulophidae.